AUGGACAACAGGUCAGGCGUCAUUCCACAGAUUGUAGCCAUGGCGGAAGGAGGUUGCGGCGAGUCGCAGAAACCGGCAACUGUCUUCGACUUUCUUUCGAAGAUUGUUCGCCUUUUGCAAGAUGAAGAGGCUCUUCAACCCCGCAGAAAUGAUCAGGUGGUACAAUUCCAGCAUCCCAGAGAGCUGCAGGAAUUAUUGCCACUUGCUUUGAAUAAAGAUCCACUUCCAGAUGAUGAUAUAGUAGAAGCAUGUCGUCAAGUGAUUAAAUAUUCUGUGAAAACAAAUCAUCCAUAUUUCUUUAAUCAGUUAUAUGGUGGAGUUGAUAUGUAUGGACUUGCAGGUACCUGGAUUUCUGAAUCACUUAAUACCAACCAAUAUACUUUUGAAGUUGGUCCAGCAUUCACACUAGUUGAACAUGCAGUACUGACUCAUACACUAAACAUGUUUGGGCUAGCCAAUGGAGAUGGAAUAUUUUGUCCAGGUGGAAGCAUUUCUAAUAUGUAUGGGAUAGUAUUAGCUAGAUACAAGAAAGUACCAGAUAUAAAAACAAAGGGAUUAUCAUCUGCUCCCCCUCUUGUGGCUUUUACAUCAGAUGACGGUCAUUAUUCAAUGCUGAAAGCAGCUCAUUGGCUGGGACUUGGCACUGACAAUAUGAUAAAGGUGAAGUCUGAUAAUGAAGGACGCAUGAUUCCAAGUGAACUUGUGGCAAGCAUUCAGAAUGCCCUAAAAGCUGGAAAGCAGCCAUUUUUUGUAAACGCUACAGCGGGGACAACAGUACUUGGAGCGUUUGAUCCUUUUGAAGCAUUGGCUGACAUAUGUACUGAAUAUCAACUAUGGCUUCAUGUGGAUGCUUGUUGGGGUGGAAGUCUCAUGCUGUCAAAAAAAUUCUCAUCUGUACUGAAAGGCAUUUCUAGGGCAGACUCAAUCUCCUGGAAUCCUCAUAAAAUGCUGGGGGCGCCAUUGCAGUGUUCUGCAUUCCUUGUGAGAGAGAAGGGCUUACUUCAUCACAGCAAUGCGGCGGCCGCGCAUUAUUUAUUUCAGCAGGACAAAUUCUAUGACAUAUCUUAUGACACUGGUGACAAAAGUGUGCAGUGUGGUCGAAAGGUCGAUGCACUCAAAUUGUGGUUAAUGUGGAAAGCUCGAGGAGACAGUGGUUUGGAAAAAGUGGUAGACAAUGCCAUGGAGUGUGCCAGGUAUUUCUGCGAUCGCAUUCGGAAUCGACCCGGCUUCCGGUUGGUUAUACCUGAAUUCCAGUGCACCAACACUUGCUUUUGGUAUAUACCUCCGAGACUGCGAAAUCAAGAAGAAACUCCUGAGUGGUGGGAAAAAAUUAAUUCUGUGGCGCCAAAAAUCAAGGAGAGAUUGGUCCUAGCAGGGUGUUUAAUGAUCGGAUAUACGCCGUUAUCACACAAAGGAAUAAAGAACUUCUUCCGAAUGGUGGUGACAUGUCAACCUCCAGCAACGGUAGAGGAUAUGGAUUAUGUCAUUGAAAAAAUUGAAGAAUAUGCAAUUGACAUAGUAUGAUCAUUGAACGUUAAUAGAUAAUUCUUCCAAUUACUUAAUUUGACAAUGACAAUUUUAAAUGUUGAAUUCCCAGUAAAAAUUUUAACCCAUUUAAUUUAUUGUAGUUUUAUCAUUUUUCUACCUCAGUUAUUGAACUACAAUGCAUUAUAUUUGACAAAUUUCUAUUUGAAUAACAUGUAAACCAUUUUAAAGAAAAGCAAAUAUUCUAAAAUAAUGGUAUACUCUGUGUUACAUUGCGAUAUAUUUAAUAAAGUAUGUUAUGUCAUCAUUAUAAUAGA
Messenger RNA from Gryllus bimaculatus (two-spotted cricket), 1802 nucleotides. The record is from the annotation of a GenBank genome assembly. NCBI's taxonomy places the organism in Eukaryota, Metazoa, Arthropoda, Insecta, Orthoptera, Gryllidae.